GGACGGCGGCACCGGAGAAGCGCCGCUGCCCUUGGAGGACGCCGAGCUAGCGCUGGCGGGAAUCAAUAUGCUGCUCAACAACGGAUUCCGGGAAUCCGACCAGCUCUUCAGGAAAUACAGAAACCAUAGUCCUUUAAUGAGUUUUGGAGCCAGCUUUGUCAGCUUUUUGAAUGCCAUGAUGACAUUUGAAGAAGAGAAAAUGCAGCUGGCAUGUGACGAUUUAAAAGCUACCGAAAAAUUAUGUGAGAGUGAAGAAGCAGGAGUUAUAGAAACAAUAAAAAAUAAAAUUAAGAAGAAUGUUGAUGGCAGGAAGACUGCCCCAUCCAUGAUGGAACGAUUGCAAAGGCAGAUCAUUAUGGCAGACUGUCAAGUUUACCUUGCUGUGCUCUCUUUUGUAAAACAAGAAUUAUCGGCUUAUAUAAAAGGUGGGUGGAUCCUUAGAAAAGCUUGGAAAAUCUACAAUAAGUGCUAUACAGACAUUAACACACUUCAGGAAUUAUAUCAGAAGAAGAUAACUCAGGAAUCUUUGACUUCUGAUGCUACAAAUGAUAAUCAUAUUGCUGCAGAAGGUAUUACAGAGGAUUCACUUAACAGACUGAAAGGUGCUGUUAGCUUUGGAUAUGGACUUUUUCAUCUUUGCAUAUCCAUGGUGCCCCCAAACCUGCUCAAAAUCAUCAAUCUGCUGGGUUUUCCUGGAGACCGCCUGCAGGGGCUUUCUUCAUUGAUGUAUGCAAGUGAAAGUAAGGACAUGAAGGCCCCUUUAGCUACGUUAGCCUUGCUGUGGUACCAUACAGUGGUUCGCCCUUUCUUUGCUUUGGAUGGCAGUGAUACCAAAGCAGGAUUGCAAGAGGCUGAGGAGAUUCUUCAGAAAAAAGAAGCUGCUUAUCCCAACUCAUCUCUCUUUAUGUUUUUCAAAGGCAGAAUACAGCGUUUAGAGUGUCAAAUCAACAGUGCCUUGACCUCCUUCAAUACUGCUUUGGAACUUGCAACGGAUCAGAGAGAGAUUCAGCAUGUCUGCCUCUAUGAAAUUGGCUGGUGUAGCAUGAUAGAAAUGAACUUCAAGGAUGCAUUUGAAUCAUUUGAACGUCUUAAAAAUGAAUCAAGAUGGUCCCAGUGUUAUUAUGCCUACUUAACAGCAGUGUGUCAAGGAGCUACUGGUGAAGUGAAUGGUGCACAGACUGUUUUCAAGGAAGUCCAGAAGCUUUUCAAAAGAAAAAACAACCAAAUUGAACAAUUCUCAGUCAAAAAGGCAGAUAGAUUUAGAAAGCAAAAACCAACCAAACAGCUUUGUGUAUUGGCAUCCAUUGAGGUACUAUACUUGUGGAAAGCCCUUCCAAACUGUUCAUUCACCAAUCUACAGCACAUGAGUCAAGCUUGCCAGGAAAUUGACGAUUCAACAGUUGUUGGUUUGAAGAACUUGCUACUUGGUGCCAUACAUAAAUGCUUAGGAAAUGCUGAAGAUGCUGUUCAGUUCUUUCAAAGAGCCCUUAAAGAUGAAAUCUGCCACCAGAACAACCUGUAUGUUCAACCAUAUGCUUGCUAUGAACUUGGCUGUCUUUUAUUAGAAAACCCUCAGUCUGUCCCAAGAGGUAAAGUGUUACUGCUUCAGGCAAAGGAAGAAUUCACAGGGUAUGAUUUUGAGAACAGGCUGCAUGUCCGCAUCCACGCAGCAUUAGCCUCUCUGAGGGAAGUGGUCCCCCAGUGAUGAACAGAAAUGCUUUCAUCUUUUCUUUUUCGACUUUUGCACUCUGAGGGCAAAGUUGUCAGGAAGAUGAGCUUUCCUCCAGAAAACCUUCCUGUGCAAGAGAUGUUUUCCUAAAGAUGCAAAGAUGGUGAUGGAAAAAUGUUAACAAUCUCAACAAUUAAGGACUCAGCCAAAAAGGUUAAGUGACCUUAGGCUCAAACAAAUGGUGAUUUCUCCCGCAUAAGUCCUUUUUAAAUUAGGAGAAGCUAGACUUUGUGUUCAAGCCCAGCCCCACAGACAGGGGAUGGUGCUCGAGAAUUCCUUUGAAUAUUAAAGUCCUUUAGUUCCAAUGCU
This is a messenger RNA of Protobothrops mucrosquamatus (brown spotted pit viper), 2038 nucleotides long. It is a transcript of the gene TTC39C, whose product is annotated as tetratricopeptide repeat domain 39C. The transcript is spliced from 14 exons. Bases 68 to 1705 code for a protein of 545 amino acids. Gene Ontology annotation, biological process: cilium assembly; otolith morphogenesis. Gene Ontology annotation, molecular function: protein binding. The record is from RefSeq and is a predicted model, not a curated record. Lineage: Eukaryota; Metazoa; Chordata; Lepidosauria; Squamata; Viperidae.